Molecule: messenger RNA, 1280 nt
Organism: Cryptococcus amylolentus CBS 6039
Lineage: Eukaryota; Fungi; Basidiomycota; Tremellomycetes; Tremellales; Cryptococcaceae
Exons: 5
Coding region: 223-1026 (267 amino acids)
Source: RefSeq, a predicted model, not a curated record
GAGCGCAUGUCACGCAUUCUCAUCGCCCAGCUGCAUCUUAAUUCCAUUUCUAUCUCGAAUCUUCUUUCUUCUCUCAACUUGCUAUUCAUCACUUUCCAUCUCCAAUCCAAACCAUCUACCAACAAUGUCUUACGCUUCUGUCGCUGGCCACAACGUCCCGUUCGGCGAGAUGCCCCAACCCGACCCCAACCUUGCUGAAGGUUCCACUGCUACUGACGAGGUAUGUUGAUCUCACGCUUUUUCUCUCUAUCCCUUUCAUCCCCUAAAUCGACCGUCCAGGCUCCCGCUCCCGUGGCCCCCUCUGAGCCGCCUCUUUCCGUGGAGCUCCACCCCCCUCCCGAGCCGGAGCCUUCGGUCUCGGAUGUUGCUCCCAAACCCGUUUCUCCUCCCCCUAAAAGUAGUGUCCAUCUUCCCGAGAGCGGCGCUCAGUGGGAAAAACAACAGGACAUCAAGAAGGAGCAACAGGAGCUCAAGAAGAAGGGCAAGGCUUUGAAGAAGGAGGCCAAGGACGAAUUUGAGCAGGCCGAGAACGCUUUGGCUCCUUACUGGGAGAAGACCAAGGACGUCGUCCUUCGACCUGGUACUCUUGGUGGUCUUUUGGGUGUUGUCAACGUCGGUAUCCUCGGUACUGCCGGUUACUUUGCCUACACGAGGAAGAACCAGCCUUGGGAUCAGCGACUCGUCGGUGGCGCUGUUGCCGGUACUCUUGCCCUUUUCGGUGCUGAAGGCUACCUUGCCGACUCUUACCUCUCCACCCCCGAAGGCCAAGCUGAGGCCGACCGAGCCAAGGCUGAAGGUUCCAAGCUCUACCUUCAUGCCAAGGAGGUUAUUCUUCGUCCCCAGGUCGCCGGCGGUCUUGUCGGUGCUGUGAAUGUUGCCAUCCUCGGUGCCGUCAGCUACUUUAGCUACCAGAACUGGAACAGGCCUUGGGACAGGCAGAUCGUCGGUGGUGUCGCCGCUGGGCUCGUUGCUCUCAGUGGUCUUGAGGGUUGGGCCGGUAAGAAGUACAAGGACGAGCAGCUCUAGAUACCAACAUUGCUGUCAGGCAAUCAAUGAAGAAACUGUUGAUUUGAUGGUGGCGAGUUGAUGUAUAUUGUACUGCUAUUCCUCUCUCCAUUAACACAUUGAAAUACAAGUGCAUGCAAUAGCCUUCAUUCCUCGUCAAGGCGGCUCAAGAUGUCACAUGAGACUAGUCGGGACGUAUCAUGUACAAGUGCCGGAGAUGGCUUGGGUGCUGCGUCUUGCAGGGGCAGGCAAAAGGAUUGGCUAUGAGUUCUCAC